Pongo pygmaeus (Bornean orangutan) is the source of this 249-nucleotide messenger RNA. RefSeq names its product cytochrome b-c1 complex subunit 8-like. The transcript has a single exon. NCBI's taxonomy places the organism in Eukaryota, Metazoa, Chordata, Mammalia, Primates, Hominidae. Gene Ontology annotation, cellular component: respiratory chain complex III. The coding region runs from base 1 to 249 and encodes 82 amino acids. The record is from RefSeq and is a predicted model, not a curated record. Gene Ontology annotation, biological process: mitochondrial electron transport, ubiquinol to cytochrome c.
AUGGGCCGCGAGUUUGGGAAUUGGACGCAGAUGCGACAUGUGAUCUCCUACAGCUUGUCACCUUUUGAGCAGCAUGCCUUCCCGCACUACUUCCGUAAAGGAAUCCCCAACUUGCUGCGCCGCACUCAGGAGUCUUUCCUUCAUGUAAUGCCGCCGUUUGUAGUGCUUUAUCUUAUCUAUACAUGGGGGACUCAAGAGUUCGAGAGAUCCAAGGGGAAGAAUCCAGCUGUCCAUGAAAAUGACAAAUGA